This is a messenger RNA of Drosophila biarmipes, 377 nucleotides long. RefSeq lists its product as uncharacterized. Bases 58 to 306 code for a protein of 82 amino acids. The transcript has a single exon. Lineage: Eukaryota; Metazoa; Arthropoda; Insecta; Diptera; Drosophilidae. The record is from RefSeq and is a predicted model, not a curated record.
AAUCAGAAAACCUUAACUUGUCUUACAAUAGUUUCAGCAGUUCCAGCAUCCUUUAAGAUGAAGUUCCUCUUCGUGGUUGCCCUUAUUGCCGUGGCUAUUCAGGUGGCCUAUUCUGCAUCUUCCACGACAACUACCACUACAACAACCACAACCACUGAUGCAACAACCACCACAACCGCCUCCUCCACCCACAAGCGUUGUUGGAAGGGCAACAACUGGUGCCACACCCGCAUCCCCAAGAGGAAGUGCAAGCACCCGAAGAGGUGCCACAAGACCGUCGUCAUUGUGACCCACAAGAAAGGGUGAAGAACCCAAGAUGAAGAGCUGUUGAAUCACAUAAAUAAAAACAUUAUUGCUUUUCGAUUAAUCAAAAGAAA